Onychomys torridus (southern grasshopper mouse) is the source of this 1916-nucleotide messenger RNA. RefSeq names its product protein S-Myc-like. Gene Ontology annotation, molecular function: RNA polymerase II cis-regulatory region sequence-specific DNA binding; protein dimerization activity; DNA-binding transcription factor activity, RNA polymerase II-specific. Bases 1 to 1305 code for a protein of 434 amino acids. The transcript has a single exon. NCBI's taxonomy places the organism in Eukaryota, Metazoa, Chordata, Mammalia, Rodentia, Cricetidae. Gene Ontology annotation, biological process: regulation of transcription by RNA polymerase II. The record is from RefSeq and is a predicted model, not a curated record.
AUGCUCAGCUGCACUACAUCCACCAUGCCCGGGAUGAUCUGCAAGAACUCAGACCUGGAGUUUGACUCGCUGAAGCCCUGCUUCUAUCCGGAAGAAGAUGACGUCUACUUUGGCGGUCCCAACUCGACGCCUCCGGGGGAGGACAUCUGGAAGAAGUUUGACCUGUUGCCUACGCCUCGGUUGUCACCCAGCGGUGCCUUGGCGGAGCACAGCCUGGAGCCAGGGAACUGGGCCACGGAGAUGCUGCUGCCUGAGGCCGACCUAUGGGGUAACCCGGCCGAGGAGGAUGUUUUUGGCCUGGGAGGACUCCGCGGCCUCACCAGCAACCCGAUCGUUCUUCAGGACUGCAUGUGGAGUGGCUUCUCCUCCCGGGAGAAGCUGGAGAGUGCGGUAAGCGAGAAGCUGCCGGAUGGCUGUGGGUCCCUGGCCGCCGGCCCCAGUACCUCCGCCCCUGGAGCGGCAGCCGCCGCCAGCUUUGCGGGCCACGCGUGCAGCGGAACAGCAAGUGUGGGGCGUGGGAAAGCCGCCUGGCUCACAGAGCUCGCCCACCUGGACUCGGAGUGUGUGAACCCUGCUGUGGUCUUCUUCCCGGAGAAUAAGCGCAAGUGGGUGCAGGUACCGGCCAUCCCCGCCAGUGCCGGUACUGCCCGCACUACAGUCAUCCGUAGUGACCACCAGGCCUUCAGCACCUCCAGAGAGGACAUCCUGAGCAACUCAGGUACUGAGGAGGAAGAUGAAGAGGAAAUCGAUGUGGUCACGGUGGAGGAGACACAGUCCUCCAAUACUGUCACCAGGCUCCCCACCGCGGCGUGUCCUGGGAACGCAGCGCUGGGCUCCCGGUGCGUGCAGUCCAGCGAGCUGAUCCUCAAGCGCUGUGUCCUCAUUCAUGAGCAGCACAACUAUGCGGCGCCACCGUUGCCCUAUGUGGACAGCGAGGACGCGCCGCCACGCAAGAAAGUCAAGAGCAAGGCUUCACUAAGGCCCCUCAAGUGCGUCCUCCCGCUGAAGCCUACAAGAUUGGGUCCCUGCAACUCGGACUUGGUGGACAAUGAGCGUCGCCGCAACCACAACAUGAUGGAGCGCCAACGCCGUGACAAUUUGCGCUCCAGCUUCCUGAACCUCAGGGACCUUGUGCCUGAGCUGGUGCACAAUGAGAAGGCCGCUAAGGUGGUCAUCCUGAAAAAGGCCACCGAGUACAUCCACACUCUGCAGGCUGAUGAGUACAAGCUCCUGGUGGAAAGGGAGAAAUUGCACGCAAGAAAACAGCAGUUGCUGAAGAAAAUCAAACACUCUGAGACGUACUAAAUAUUUCUUAAAUGGACAGUCACUACUGUUUUGCACAUGUUGACUUGAAAAAAAACCUAUUGUGUUGACAUUAAGAAUGUUGGUUUACCUUCAUAUUGGUCCCUUGUCAAGUUUGGAGCUGGAUAGGGGACAAAUCAUGGAGUUCUAGUGGGGCCUUGGAAAGUCUAGGAAUAGGAUGCUAGGUGACUUCUUUCUUUCCUCUAACCUCGGUGAUGGCCAUGAAAGUUCAGGACAGUUGGGAACUUUGGAAAGCUAUUGAAGUCAUGUUUACUUCAAGUUUCCAAGGUCACUUCUCCUUUUUCCAGCAGUGAUUACAUUCCAAUAGAUGCCACAGAAAGGGAGUCCGCAUUUGAUAUCCCUGGGGAAACAUUUCUGUAAAUUCCAUAAACUUGCCCACCAAGAGGUCAGUCUUACACUGGAAGUUCACACCUUAGUGUCGUGAUAACACCUCAAUGUUUGAGGAGCAUGUUUUGUAUACAAAUAUAUUGUCAAUCUCUGUUAUGUACUGUACUAAUUCUUACACUGUGUACUUUAGUAUGAAGCUGAUAUGUAACUAAAUUUGAUAAUUAUGUUUACAUAUGAAGAUGAAGAGUGAAGGUUUUUAGUAGAUA